This is a messenger RNA of Cooperia oncophora, 549 nucleotides long. NCBI's taxonomy places the organism in Eukaryota, Metazoa, Nematoda, Chromadorea, Rhabditida, Trichostrongylidae. The record is from the annotation of a GenBank genome assembly.
AUGAUUGAUCGAAAGCAACAAAUGUGGCGGAAAGUUCUGCUUUACUUUGGUACCUACCGGAAUGGUGUGCUGCUUUUUGCCACGGUGACCUAUGUAAUAGCAUUCUGUAUCCGAUGCAACCCUUCGACAAGCUAUUGGAUUACAUGCGAGUUUUUCCGACAACUUGGACCAUAUAUAACCAUGGCUGCGGAAAUGAUUCCUCGAAUGUUGCCGAUUCUCGCGAUGUUGUUCGUUUCACUGUUGGCAUUCGGCCUGGUCCGUGAAGCAAUCACUUAUCCCUAUGAGAACUGGCAUUGGCUUCUACUCCGGAACAUCUUCUACAAACCGUACUUCAUGUUGUAUGGUGAAGUCUAUGCGCCAGAGAUCGACGUCUGUGGAGACGAGAUAUGGGAUGCCCAUAUAGAUGAAGGAGUGCCGAUUGCGUCUGGUUUGCUCAACAUCACGGUAUGGCUGAGUCUUGGGCAUUUGCAAUUCACAAGUCCAUAUGUGCUGUUGAAUCACAUGAUCACAUGGAACCACGCAAGCCACUAUGCUACUGCUCUCUUCUAG